AUGACGUAGAGCCUAGCAACAGCGCAGACUCCCGGCCGAGUCCGUUAUGGCCGCUGUCGCCCUGAAGAGGAUGAGUGGGGUCGCGCAAGCGAAGCUGCCGCCCAGGCUGGGCAUCCGGGCCCCCGGGGGUUUGGCGCGGCCGCUGGUCCUGGCGUUCCUGCUUGCGUCCGCCACCAUGUCCAGUGCUCAAUCAUCGUCUGAUUCACAGAGCCAAAUUGUCUUCCAGCCAGAUGUUUCUACUCCAAAUACGAGUGCUGUUUUAAAACAUGAAAACCAGACCAAACCUUCUGUUUCCCAAACCAGCACCACUCUCCCUCCCACAACUAAUACAGAGAAAAAUGGAGGGGCGUCUGUGGCCCCUCGUCCCGCCCCUACCACCGCCCUGUCUCAAGAGGAAGCUGAUAACAAUGAAGAUCCCAGCAUAGAGGAGGAGGAUCUUCUCACGCUGAACAGUUCCCCGUCCACCGCCAAAGACACUCUGGACAAUGGCGAUUACGGAGAACCAGACUACGACUGGACCACCAACCCCAGGGACGAUGAGUCCAGUGAGGCCUUGGAAGAAAACAGGGGCUACAUGGAAAUUGAACAGUCCGCAAGAUCUUUUAAGACCCCAUCCUCAAAUGUAGAAGAGGAAGAUAGCCAUUUCUUUUUUCAUCUUAUUAUUUUUGCUUUUUGCAUUGCUGUUGUUUACAUUACGUAUCACAACAAAAGGAAGAUUUUCCUUCUGGUUCAAAGCAGGAAAUGGCGUGAUGGUCUUUGUUCUAAAACAGUGGAAUACCAUCGUCUAGACCAGAAUGUUAAUGAGGCCAUGCCUUCGCUGAAGAUUACCAAUGAUUAUAUUUUUUAAAGCACUGUGAUUUGAGUUUGCUUAUUAUGUAAUUUUAUUUGCUUGACUUUUUAUAUGAUAUCAUGCAGAUGUUUGCCAUAGGCAUUUGGUAUUAAACGAGAGGUGGGCCUGUCUUUAUUUUGCCUUGGUGCUUUGGAAAUCAAAUGUCACAAACAAGGAAUAUAUAAUUUUUUAUCUACAUUUUUAGAGGUGAAUUCAAUCAGGUGUCCAAAAUGUGGAGCUAAGCAUUAUCUGUUAGUUUUUAUUGUUUUAGAUUUCUUUAUUGUACUUCUGGAAGUAUUAGUAAUGCUACUUCAAAAAGUUCCCAAACUUGUAACUAAAUUCUAGCGUAGCUGGUACUGCUGACUCAGAUUCUCUUUCUGCCAUCCAAAUACUGUUUUUUUAAGGACACGUUUCUUUGUGCUCCCCAACUGUAAUCUCCAAGGAUGUAUGUAAUAAUACUUUGCAUAUAAGUAACAUUUUUCUUCUCUCCAGGAAAAUUGCUUUGGAUAUUUUUGGAUAAUUUAAAUAUAAUUUAAGAUAAUGAUAUUACUCAUUCUGACCACAAGUUUAGGUCAAUAAAUGUUUCUAGAAAUUCUGGCAAUAGGGACUCUGCAGUUUGCAGUGGACAUAGAUAAAAUUUUAGAGCGGCAUCACUUUUUGGUUUGAAUUACUGAAUUAAAUUUAGAGGUAGAAAUGUACAAUUGCUUUUCAUUAGCAAUUGAUUAUAGCACGGGUUCCUCCAAGCUUUCAAGCAAGGGGCGGAGUUUAAAAUUCUAUCCGAUUUUUUCACUUUGUUAAUUAUUUUAUAGUACGUUUGAAUAAAUUUUAGGGACUGUUAUCACUUAAGUAAUAUUAUAUCCAGGUCUUUCAAAUUAAAAUUAUAUCUGAAUGAAGUUGUAUACAUAAAGAAUAUAUGUAUACACCGACUUUUUCUCCCCCUUUACUUGUUUUCUUCCUUUUUUUUUUAACAGCAACUGGAAAUUAUUUGCUGUAUUUCAUUUUAGCCUAGCAUAAAGAAUCAAUCAAUGUGUAAAUAUGUGAUUUGAACCAUGGUUGACUUAUAAGCGUCACUUCAAGUUUUUGAAAAACAUAACCCCUAAUAUAUGUUAAACAAAGCCCAGGUGCGCGAGUGGGCAUGUGCUUUGUGUAGAGAGGGAAGGAGCAGGGCAGUCCGUCGUUUCUCUCGGGUGGACAGUUUAGUGUCCUAAUAUGGAAGGGCAGCACAAUGGCAAUACACCUGGCUGUUCUAUUGCAGUAAUUUUUUUCAUAUCUGAAAUUGUAUUAUUUAAUAUUUUGAAUAAGAUUUUAAAAAAUAAAUGGCAAAGGUAUCAAUCCAUGAUUUUAUAAGU
Hipposideros armiger (great roundleaf bat) is the source of this 2178-nucleotide messenger RNA. It is a transcript of the gene CUNH5orf15, whose product is annotated as chromosome unknown C5orf15 homolog. The transcript has 3 exons. The record is from RefSeq and is a predicted model, not a curated record. The coding region runs from base 47 to 847 and encodes 266 amino acids. Lineage: Eukaryota; Metazoa; Chordata; Mammalia; Chiroptera; Hipposideridae.